Populus nigra (black poplar) is the source of this 1964-nucleotide messenger RNA. Its product is annotated as 1-acyl-sn-glycerol-3-phosphate acyltransferase-like. Gene Ontology annotation, biological process: phosphatidic acid biosynthetic process. The record is from RefSeq and is a predicted model, not a curated record. The transcript is spliced from 7 exons. Gene Ontology annotation, cellular component: membrane; endoplasmic reticulum. Gene Ontology annotation, molecular function: 1-acylglycerol-3-phosphate O-acyltransferase activity. Lineage: Eukaryota; Viridiplantae; Streptophyta; Magnoliopsida; Malpighiales; Salicaceae. Bases 214 to 1113 code for a protein of 299 amino acids.
GUGGGUCUUCGUCAAAAUUGUUUCUUUUUGGCUUCUGGUUUUUAUUGUGUGCCACAUAAAAUUCUACUAGCUAUAUGAAUAUAGUAAGGCACAGACUUGGCUGGACUUUAAUGACUCCUCUUCUCUUUGCUUUCUUGAGCACUGAAAGACAAGCUAAGGGUAAUUUCUGAGACAUCUACAUAGAAACAUUGCAAGGAGUUUGAUUAUUGAGUCAUGGACAAUACUGGAGGUGGUUCUUUCAUGAGGAAUAGGAGAUGGGAGAGCUUCCUGGAUACAAAUUCCACUCCAAAUGGGAAACAAACCCCAAAGAUUUUGGUGAGGGAAGAAGUGGUAAAAAGUCCCAAGAGUGAUGUUUAUGUUGAAGAUGAUGGGUGGAUUUCUGCAUUGAUAUCUUGUGUAAGGAUUGUGGUUUGUUUUUUGUCAAUGAUGGUCACAACAUUCAUUUGGUCCUUGAUCUUGCUCUUGCUCUUACCAUGGCCUUAUGAGAGGAUCAGGCAGGGAAAUAUUUAUGGGCAUGUUACUGGUAGAAUGCUGAUGUGGAUCUUAGGGAAUCCUAUCAGGAUUGAAGGCCCUGAAUUUUCAAAUGAGAGGGCCAUUUAUGUCUGCAAUCAUGCUUCUCCUAUAGACAUUUUCCUUAUGAUGUGGUUGACUCCCACAGGCACUGUUGGCAUUGCAAAGAAAGAGAUCAUAUGGUACCCUUUAUUUGGACAACUUUAUGUAUUGGCAAACCAUCUUCGAAUAGAUCGCUCCAAUCCUACUGCAGCUAUUCAAUCCAUGAAGGAGGUAGCUCAUGCAGUAGUGAAAAACAACCUGUCACUCAUCAUUUUUCCUGAGGGGACUAGAUCAAAAAAUGGACGAUUACUACCCUUUAAAAAGGGUUUUGUUCAUUUAGCAUUGCAAACGCGCCUCCCAAUAGUUCCAAUGGUCUUUACAGGCACCCACCAUGCAUGGAGGAAAGGCGGCUUACAUGUUCGGCCAGCGCCUAUAACAGUCAAGUAUCUCCGGCCAAUAAAAACUGAUGAUUGGACAGAUGACAAGGUUAAUGACUACGUCAGACUGCUCCAUGACAUAUAUGUUGAAAACCUUCCAGAGGCACAAAGGCCUCUUCAUUAGAAGUAUAAGUAUACCUUCCAAGUGAAGUUUCGCGAAGCUUAUUUGGGUUUACCCAGCGAGGAGGUAAGUCCACGCAGACAUAUUUGAAGAGGUUAGGAAAUGCUUAAGAUGAAAAAGCUGCUUGAGUCAGUGGCCUCAAAGGUCUUAAUAAGUGAGGUAAAGGAGCAUACUUUACGGAGAGAGCUUUAUGCAUUGCUAGACAAAAGUUUGUUUAAGAUGGAGCAAGCUAUCAAGAGCCAUAUAUGGGUGGAAGAGGCAAGUGUCCUACGACACGAACCUCCUUGUUUUUAUAAAGAAUGCUAAGUAAAAGGACCAUACAAGCGGCAUUAUUCUUCUAGUGGGAACCCAAGCUCAAAAAGAACAAGAAUGGACCAGAUCGUGGAUGUCUGGUAUAUCCUGGAAGGUUUUUCACUCCUCUCAAUGCCAUCAUCACUAUGGUCUUUACCGUUAUCAGGGGUAAAGAGUUUGUCCAGUAUACCCCGUUUAUGAAGGUAACUCCAAACACUUGCACCCCCAGGAAAUUCUACUUAUUCCACUAGGACAGGGGGGGCAUGAUAUAGAAGAGUGCUUCACCUUGAAGAAAAAAAUUGAGUGGAUGAUAGUCAAAGGCUAUAUCCAAUAGUUUGUAAAAAGGAAUCUCUAUACCGAACAAGGUAAAGAAGAGUCUAGCUAACAUAACUAAGCAUUGCUUGAGAUCAAUAUUAUCUUGGAUGACACCUCUACAAGGGGUGACAAUGGAAGUGAAAAAAAGAGUAUGAGAAACAAGUCCUUACUACUACCUGCCUUUCAAAUGCAUGACAUGAUCCUAUCACAUUUACUCUUGAAGAUAUGAAAGGCAUGACUUUUCUCUA